Molecule: messenger RNA, 954 nt
Organism: Enterobius vermicularis (human pinworm)
Lineage: Eukaryota; Metazoa; Nematoda; Chromadorea; Rhabditida; Oxyuridae
Source: the annotation of a GenBank genome assembly
UCCAAAAAUCAAACCGUAUCUUUUCAGAAAAAAAAAAAAUAUAAUGACUUUUUUUUUAUGACCCACCAACUCAUUGCAUCCAGCUUUGUUCAACAUUUCAGGAAAGUGCAGCGCAUUUUCGAUAAUAUUAAGCACGCUAUAAAAGAUAUGAUAGAGCCUACAAAUUCAAACUCUACAGGUAUUAGGAAGGAAAUGGUAAGGAAUAUUCUCAGAAAAGUUGAAGCUCUACGGUUGAAAAUCGAAUGGCCCUCGCCACCAAAAGACAAACAGCUCGACAAGAGGUACAAAAACAUUAAAAUUAGGAAAUCAAAAUAUUUGCUAAGAACGGUGAGCCAGCUCAGCAAAUUAAGCAGAGCGGACAAUGUCGAAGAGGUGCUGAAAAACAUCAUAGAAAUCCCAUGGAGUCUGCUAACUCAACCGUUUUUGAACCGCAAAGGGCCUAUAGCUCUCAAUUAUGGCGCGCUGGGACAGAUCAUCGGGCACGAAUCUGCACAUGUGGUGGCUGAUAUAAUCAAUAUUCCAGCCGCAGCUCUUCUUCUUAAAAGAAUUUCAGCUUGUCUCGUUGAACAGUACUCUGAAUUCUGUCCUUUAAAAGGAAAAGGUCUAGAAAUGCAAUGCCUGAACGGAACAAGAACACUGAUUGAGAAUAUAGCUGAUAAUAUAGGCUUACUGGCAGCUUACAGUGCCUACAGGAAAGAUCUCGGACGAGAAAAAGAUCCUGAACUACCCGAAGAUCUAUUCGGAAAGAUGACAAAAGAUCAAUUGUUUUUCCUUGGAUACGCCCAAAUGUUUUGCGAGCCACAGCCAAACAAUAACUCAACUCUACGACAGCUCCAACAAGAUAAUCAUAGUCCUUUAAAAUAUCGUCUGAUUGGGUCCGUUAAAAACUGCCCGAUGUUCUACAAAGCCUUCCAGUGUCCAUCGCAGCGACGAUGUUUUUCUAAAUCUCCAUAA